Molecule: messenger RNA, 1140 nt
Organism: Lodderomyces pseudojiufengensis
Lineage: Eukaryota; Fungi; Ascomycota; Pichiomycetes; Serinales; Debaryomycetaceae
Exons: 1
Coding region: 1-1140 (379 amino acids)
Molecular function (GO): calcium ion binding
Source: RefSeq, a predicted model, not a curated record
AUGUCCUAUAACAUGAACGAUUUACCACAAAUGCCAACGCCGCAGCAAGCUUCAUAUCAACAACAACAUCAAUAUCAACAACCUAAAAAGAAUCAUCAGAAAAGGGUUCCUCAAUCACGCACGGCUAGUUCUCAAUAUUCUGGAUCAUCAACUCCUCAACAACAACAUCCUCAACAACAUCCUCAACAACAUCCUCAGCAACAACAUCAGCCUUACUACAAUGGUCCACCGGAUUACUAUAGGCAACAACAACCACCACAGCAACCACAAUAUGUCCCUGCUCCUGUUUAUCAACAACCAGUACAACAUAUGCAAGCUCCACCACCACAACAACAUAUGUAUCAACCACAACAAUAUCAUCAUGCUCCUCCACCACAACAUCCACAACAACAACAACACAAGAUAUACCAACAACCUCCUCCACAAAGUCUAUCACAACCUCAAAUAAUACCGAAACAACAACACCAACCUCAACAACCAAUGCAACAACAACAAACACAUUAUCAUAGCCCACCUAAUAAAAGACCACCUCCUCCUUCAUCAACUGAAUCAUUACCACUCACAUCAAAGCAAAAACUAGAGAUUGAAUUACGAAGUGUAUUUGAAAAAGUUGAUACUAAUAAAUCAGGUAGAUUAUCAGGAAAAGAAUUAUCUUAUGCAUUAUUAAAUUUUGAUCAUACAAGAUUUCAAGAAUCAACAAUAAGGUUAAUGAUAAAUCUUUUCACUAAUAAAAAUGAUUCAUCUUCAUCAUCAUCUUCAUCAUCAUCAUCAUAUAAUUCAAAUAAAUCGUUAAAUUUUGAACAAUUUGUAUCAUUAUGGAAAUAUUUAUCAGCCUACAAGAAAUUAUUUAUUCAAGCAGAUUUAAAUAAAUCUGGUGAUAUAUCAUUUGGAGAAUUUCAAAAAAUUUUAGAACAAAUUGGUUAUAAAUUAGAUAUUGAUUUAAUUUUACAUCUUUUUUCAAAAUAUAGUGUUAAAAAUGAUGCUGGAGAAAUUGGUAGAUUAAAAUUUGAUUCAUUUAUUGAAUUAUUAGUUUAUUUAAGAAAAUUAACUGAUAUUUUUAAAAAAUAUGAUAAAGAUUUACUGGGAACUGCUACUAUUGGAUUUUCGGAUUUUUUAUUUGAAAUAAGUAAUUUAAGUUAA